AUGGGUCACCGCCCAGGCCCGCAUGCACGCGUAGUGCGGCACUGGACCGACGAUGGCGAAGAAUAUGUGUUCACCUAUCAGUUCCAUGCUGACGGCGGUGGAACAACGACUGCGAAGGAUGCUUUGGCGCGGACGCUUCAGUGGGAAUGGAACAGCGACUACGAGCUAACGCGCCACACCGAUGCCCUGGGUUCAGUGACGAUCCAGACCUGGAGUGAGACCAAGCAUCUGCUGAGCCACGUAGACCCGCUGGGGCGCACCACAAUCUAUGGCUACGACGACGCGGGCAAUCUGGUUGCGGAGACCGACCCUUUGGGGCGUGUCCAAAGAUGGCGAUGGAGCCCCGCACCCGCAAGCCUGCUGAUCUCGACAUCGGACGCUACAGGGGCCGCUUGGACGUACCGAUAUGACGACGCUGGCAACCUGACGGCCGAGAUUGAUCCACAGGGAGGCGCCACCCAAUACGCGAACAAUCCCCAGGGCCUGCCGGUGGUGGUAACCGACGCACAUGGGGGACGCAAACAGCUUCGUUGGGACAGCCGCGCACUGUUGACUGAAUACACCGACUGCAGCGGAAAAACAACCCGUUUUGAAUACGAUAAGUACGGCUUUCUUCAGUGCGAGAUGGACGCAAUGGGACAUCGCACCGCGCUGCAGCAUGACCCACAAGGCCGGCUUCUGAAGCUGACACUGCCCGAUGGGGCAGAGCACCGUUACAGCUACGACGGCGCAGGCCAAUGCGUGCUCGCCGUCGAUGCGCUGGGCCAAAGCACCAGCUACAGCUACAACCUACGCGGCCAACUCACCGGGCGCAGCAAAACGGGGGGUGUCGGUAAAGGGGCUGAUCUUUUCGCAGGCCCCGCCCCGACGCCAUUCCCCUGCGGGGUACCCCCAGGUGCUGUCGGUGGCCGUGAACGCAAGUCGCACUUCUACAAUUCCGCCAGGGUCGUCCCCAUCGUUCUGGGAGGCCCUGCCAAGGGAGCCUCCAUGCGACGCCUCGCCGAGAAAAAACGCCACGAACUUGACCUGCUGUGCCGCGCCGGCGUAGGCCUCACGCCCAUCGCGCCGGCCGUGUGUCGGCUGGUACGGGAGAUCGUGGGGGCCGAGGCCUGUGCCUUGUUCUGGCUCGACGCGCAGGGCCAGCCCGAAGGCUUCUUCCAUGAACAUGCCCAGCCUGCGGCGCAGGAACUGUUUCUCAACGAAUUCGAGCGGCUUUUCCUGGGCCCUGCAGAGAUCAACAUCACGACGCUGGCGCAGACCCCUGGCGCGCGCAUCGGGCGCAUGCUGAACGUGCCUGCGUCGUACUACCGCUCCAACACCUACAACCUGCUG
This is a messenger RNA of Ostertagia ostertagi, 1332 nucleotides long. The record is from the annotation of a GenBank genome assembly. Lineage: Eukaryota; Metazoa; Nematoda; Chromadorea; Rhabditida; Trichostrongylidae.